This is a messenger RNA of Penicillium oxalicum, 972 nucleotides long. It is a transcript of the gene ssn8, whose product is annotated as cyclin-dependent protein serine/threonine kinase regulator SSN8. Gene Ontology annotation, molecular function: cyclin-dependent protein serine/threonine kinase regulator activity. Gene Ontology annotation, biological process: positive regulation of transcription by RNA polymerase II. Gene Ontology annotation, cellular component: mediator complex; nucleus. The record is from RefSeq and is a predicted model, not a curated record. Lineage: Eukaryota; Fungi; Ascomycota; Eurotiomycetes; Eurotiales; Aspergillaceae. The coding region runs from base 1 to 972 and encodes 323 amino acids. The transcript has 3 exons.
AUGGCUGCCAACUACUGGGCUUCGACGCAACGCCGCCAUUGGCUCUUCACUCGAGAGAAACUAGCUGAAGCUCGGGACAGGCUUCGUGAUCAAGAUAAAGCUGCGCAUUCUCAAUUUCCGCUGCCGGACCAGCGACUGCUGAAUAUCUAUUUCAAUCAACAAUUGAUCAAGCUGGGCAAGCGCAUGUCCACCCGUCAACAAGCGAUAGCCACCGCUCAGGUGUAUCUGAAACGAUUCUACACCAAGAAUGAGAUUCGUCACACCAACCCUUACCUGGUCAUGACCACGGCAUUUUACCUGGCCUGUAAAAUGGAGGAGUGUCCCCAACAUAUUCGCUUCGUCGUGGGAGAGGCUCGCGGUCUGUAUCCUGAUCUCCUGCGAGAAAAGGGCACCCCCCCCCCCCCUUUCCAGUUACUGAUUUCGGAAACAGAAUUCAUUACACCAGAUGUGGCGAAGCUAGGUGAAUGCGAGUUUGCAUUAAUCUCCGAAAUGAGUUCUCAACUCAUCGUCCAUCAUCCAUAUCGAACCCUGUCAGAGCUUCAGGCCGAGUUGGCCCUCAGCUCGGAUGAAGUGGCGCUUGCAUGGUCGGUCAUCAAUGAUCACUACCUGACAGAUCUGCCUUUACUUCAUCCUCCGCACAUUAUUGCAGUCAUGGCAAUCAUCGUCGCCGUGGUCUUCAAGCCUUCCCACCCUGGCAACUUUGGCAACUCGGCCCAGUCCGCCUUGGCCGGAGUGAUGAGAGACGGUGGAGGCAUGGGAAUGCUUGCAGCCUUGUCCGAUAAAUCUGGAGCCGGACCCCCUCGUAUUCAGAAUCUUGUCCAAUGGCUCGCCGAGAGUGAAAUCGAUAUCAAAGCUGUCAUCGAGUGCACGCAAGAGCUCCUCUCCUUGUACGAGGUGUGGGAGCAGUACAACGAAAAGCACUGCAAAGAGCUCAUUGGGCGCAUGGUUCGGGGCAAGAAUUUGGAUAAAUGA